AUGAUUAAUGAACGUGAACAUAUGAUGCAUCGUCGUUCACGUAGUAUGGAUAGUAUACAUCAACGAAGUCGAAGAUCAUCAUAUGAUCAUAAUUAUCAAGAAAAUAAUAAUAUUAAUAAUAAUAAUAAUAAUAAUAAUAAUAAUAGUGAUGAUGAGAAUGAUGAUGAUGCCGAUUAUAAUGAAUCAGAUUCAAGUGUUACACGAAUAUUUAAACGACGUAUGAGAAAGAGAAAACGACAAUAA
Messenger RNA from Rotaria sp. Silwood2, 243 nucleotides. The record is from the annotation of a GenBank genome assembly. NCBI's taxonomy places the organism in Eukaryota, Metazoa, Rotifera, Eurotatoria, Philodinida, Philodinidae.